GCAGAUUCUUGCCCAACUCCAACGGGGGGCCUUCUUUUCUCCAAACAAUCGCCAGCCCUGCUCUAUAUAUAUAUUACAAAUCCAACUCAAAUUUCCAUACAUAGAAGUCUUUGGAAUUUUCUUUUCAUCUUCUUCUUCGGGUUCCAGUUAUGGAGUGUAGGUCUUUGGAUCUUGUAAUCAAGUCCGCGAGGGACUUGAAGGAUGUCAAUUUUUUCUCCAAGAUGGAUGUCUACGCCGUCGUCAAGAUCGACGGUGACCACAACAUCAAAUCCUCCAAGCACAAGACACCCACUGACAAAGAUUGUGGGACAAGCCCGAAAUGGAAUUUCCCUGUCCAGUUCACCUUAGACGACGCCGCUGCCGAGCAGAACCGCCUCACCCUCGUCGUCAAGAUCAAGUCCGAUCGAAGCUUGGGCGACAAAGAGAUCGGCGAAGUCAACGUCCCUAUUAAGGAACUCUUGGACGGUUUCAGAGACGCCAAGGAAGCGAAACACGUGAGUUAUAGUGUCACCACUCCGUCCGGGAAGGUGAAGGGCACGCUGGAUUUGUCGUACAAGUUCGGGGAAAAGUUUACCGCCCCUGAGCAGUAUAAGAACAAGCAGGCGGAACUGGCGCCUGCGUACCCGGCUGGAUAUGCGGCGGGAUCUAGUGUGGCCGCAGCAUAUCCUCCGCCAGGAGCAUACCCUCCUCCUGCGUAUGCGCAGCCGCCGCCGCCAGGUGGUUACCCACCUCCAGCAGGUGGCUACCCACCACCGCAACCAGGAGCAUAUCCACCGGCGGGGCCGGGAUAUGGAGGGUACCCACCUGGGGGAUACCCGCAGUAUCCACAGUACCCACCGCCGGGUGGAUACCCACAGCAGGCUGGGUACGGGUACGGCGGGUACGGGGCACCGGUGCAGCAGCCACAGAAGUCGAAGAUGGGUGGAGCUGGGGGGAUGGCGUUGGGAGUUGGAGCCGGAUUGCUGGGUGGGUUGGUUAUUGGAGAUAUGAUAUCAGAUGCUUCCGAUGCCGGCUUUGACGACGGCGGCUUUGAUUUCUAGUUGUUAUUUUCUUUUCUGUUUUUUUUUUUUUUUUGGUAAUUUAAAUUUUGUUCUUCAAUUUCGUUUCAGAUAUAUAAUGGAUUUCUGGGUAUAUGUAAAUGGGAAGUAUGAUGAGUAUGACUGCGUGAGAAUUUCUUGUCAUACUAAAUAAAUUUGUAGUAUUUUCCAUAUCUGAUACAAUUAGUUGUACAUGGACUGAGCUUCCGCCCUGCAAAUGACGCUAUUCGAAUUCGAAUCCGUCUUCUUGAGACUUCUGGCAA
Carya illinoinensis is the source of this 1300-nucleotide messenger RNA. Its product is annotated as protein SRC2 homolog. Lineage: Eukaryota; Viridiplantae; Streptophyta; Magnoliopsida; Fagales; Juglandaceae. The transcript has a single exon. Gene Ontology annotation, biological process: defense response. The coding region runs from base 150 to 1040 and encodes 296 amino acids. The record is from RefSeq and is a predicted model, not a curated record.